Aspergillus chevalieri is the source of this 315-nucleotide messenger RNA. RefSeq lists its product as uncharacterized. The record is from RefSeq and is a predicted model, not a curated record. Lineage: Eukaryota; Fungi; Ascomycota; Eurotiomycetes; Eurotiales; Aspergillaceae. The transcript is spliced from 2 exons. Bases 1 to 315 code for a protein of 104 amino acids.
AUGGAUCAGGGCAGAUCUUUGAACAGUGACAGCACCAUAAUCGCCAAAUCCUUCUUCUUGUCUCUGUUCGGCCUGGGCGCUUUUGUCUCUGCUCACACACCACCCUCUGACCUGGCAUUAAUCAAAGCCCACCAACACGUCACCCAAAAAUGUUCCCCAAAAGUUGGCCAAAUGAAGCUCGCCCACACCCUCCGCCGCUGCCGCCUCUCCAUCGACUCUGGCACCGCCGAAACAGACUACACCGUCCAUGCCCAAGCUCCCAAAUACGACUUCAUCCGGAAUCAGACCAGCAUCCUGACCCCCCGAAACCAGUAA